Meira miltonrushii is the source of this 1965-nucleotide messenger RNA. RefSeq lists its product as uncharacterized. The coding region runs from base 266 to 1531 and encodes 421 amino acids. The transcript has a single exon. Lineage: Eukaryota; Fungi; Basidiomycota; Exobasidiomycetes; Exobasidiales; Brachybasidiaceae. The record is from RefSeq and is a predicted model, not a curated record.
GUUUGAUUGGGCAAUUGAAGAUGAUGGUACUGCUCUGUAAAGUCUUCCAACAGCUUGAGCAACGCUUUCAACGGUAUUUUGUCAUCAGGAAUUGUGAUCGUUGCCAUUUUGCCUUGAUAAAUGGUCUAUUGAAGCCAAGAUUUAGCUGUUGGUCACAAUCAAACACAAACUUGGAUCUACUGCAAUUGAGCGCCUCACUGUCAUAACUCCACGGAGCUCUGCGCUUUGAGUCAUUAGAUUGGAGCGAUCAUCUUGCACGAACACGAUGUCAAAUCAGGAUCCAAGGAUAUACCUAUCCCAAGGUCGAUUCCAUAGAUCAGUAAGAUGCCCACGUACGCAACAGCUUGUGACAUUUGGGUUAGUAGGUGACUGGUCGGAGGAGUAUAAUAAUAGAAACGCUGUACCUUCUAGCAGCACGCAAGAUGAUCGGGUGAUCCUAUUCGUUCUUCCGUCUGGCUGUCUACGCUAUGUAGCAAUCCUACUGGAUGGAAUAUUGAAAGCCUCAAAAAGGCGAAUGAUUGCUAUUGAUCGACCUGGAGCAGGAGGAACACCGCCAUGUGAGCGAAUAGACCGCAUGCAACUUUCAACCAAGCACACGUUAAGCGUUUUGGAGUAUAUGCACAUUGAUCGAGUGGACAUUCUGACACAUUCAGCAGGAUGGUUUUAUGCCUUGAACUUGAUCGCAACAUCACCCAGCCUCUUCCUUCGUAAAAACGAAACAUCAAAAUGGAUAUUCUGUUCACCUUUUGUGCCCACGCACAUAUCUGGAAGCUUUCUUUCCAUUCUUCCAAAAAGUGUGAUUGGACUAGCACCACAGGCUGGCAGUGCUCUAAACUAUAUUGGAAAGGCGUUCAGCUGGUCAGUGACGUCUUUGCCGGACAAUGCAAUUUGGUCAAAAGAUGAAGAGAUGGAGGAGUUGAUGAGAGGAGGCAAAAAGACCGCUGAGCAAGAACAAAAGGAUGACAAGAAACGUGAACAGAGCAAGAUCAAAUACUCAAAGGCACGCUUCCAUCCUCCCUAUCGUACUCACCGGUUCUUUGGGCUAGACCAGUGGAAGAAAGAAGCUGCUGUAGCCAGAACCAAGAAACCCUCUCUGUCUUUGUCCGACGUUCGACCGAAACAUCCACGAACACAGCGAGCGAUGAAGAGCGCCGAUGAAUUAUGGAUGGAUUACAUGACGAUGGAAAACGUGAUGAAAGCCGCAACAGAAGAUUUUCUCUUCUGUCUGGGCAAAGUCGAAGGAAUGAACAACGAAACCCUUGACCAAUGGACGCAAGAAAAACUAUCCGCUAUUGCGCAACUUGUCAAAGACACACAAGGAUCAUCGAUCGAAAGUAGAACUGUUUGGGGUGACAAUGAUCUCUUUAUCCCUCAAAAGGGCAAAACCUACCUCGCAAAGAUUCUCGAAAAAGAGUGGUCCUCAAAAGAAGGUAUUACAGUGAAAGAUUGGAUCAUGGCAGAGAGCGGACAUGAUUCACCAUUGGCAUCCAGAGAAGUAGUAGAAGCAAUGAUUGAAUUUUAUGGGGAAUGAUACAGAUGAUAGAAGGGUAUAGAUUCAAUGUAUAAUACAAUAACAUUAAGCAUCACAAUUUCGUAAUCUCGGAGGCAUAUAUUCCAGUCCCAAUAUCUCAAAGAUAUCCUCUUCCUGUGGCGUACUUAACGGAGCACGUUCGCCUUGAUGAACAAGUCCGGUCGAGUGAAAAGUGAACCCUUUGUGUUUAGCCAAUAAUCUUAUAUCUCUUUCGAAUUGUCGACUUCCUGUCCAUCCAAGCACCGCAGCUCCAUGCGUUUCCCAAGGGCCAAGGAUGAUAUCCACACGACGAUAACGAGGAACAGGGAUUGUUUCGGAUCUCGAAGGCAUAACCACAACUUCUGCCAAUUCUAAUCGGCUAUAAGUCAUCUCAUAUACGGAAGCAGGUGUGCUCACAUUCACAACAUGAGUGAUGAAUGCUUUUCGUUUCAACG